This is a messenger RNA of Gasterosteus aculeatus aculeatus (three-spined stickleback), 969 nucleotides long. It is a transcript of the gene mrpl27, whose product is annotated as mitochondrial ribosomal protein L27. The record is from RefSeq and is a predicted model, not a curated record. Gene Ontology annotation, cellular component: mitochondrial large ribosomal subunit; ribosome. Gene Ontology annotation, molecular function: structural constituent of ribosome. Lineage: Eukaryota; Metazoa; Chordata; Actinopteri; Perciformes; Gasterosteidae. Gene Ontology annotation, biological process: translation.
UCUAAAAGUCAGGCAUUUUUCAUGGGGAUUUUGAACGCAACAAAGAAAGUAAUCCGGAUGUGACGUAAUACGUGCAGACGACGUGAGUGUCAUCGGUCAAGAUGGCGGCGCUGGCGUCCUUGAUGCUGAAGUCCAGAGCAGGUCUGCUGGGACCCGGACAGGCGGCUCUCCUGGACUCCGUGAGGUCUGCGUCCAAGAAGGCCGGCGGCAGCAGCAAGAACCUCGGCGGAAAGAGCCCCGGUCGCAGGCACGGCUUCAAGAAGCAAGACGGUAAUUUUGUCCACGCGGGCAACAUCCUUGCUACGCAGCGGCUGAUGAGGUUUCACCCCGGAGCUCAUGUGGGCAUGGGAACCAACAAGACGCUCUUUGCUCUGGAGGACGGCUACGUCAGGUUCACCAAGGAGGUCUACGUCCCGCCCCCCCGCAGCCUCGAGUCCACCCAGGUCAUCACCAAGCUGCCUAAAGGAGCCGUGCUCUACAAGACCUUCGUUAACGUCCUGCCGGUCAAACAGGAGGGGAGGUUUAAACUGGUGGACAUGGUCUGAAAGAGACGGACGUUGCUUUCCCCCGGGGACCUUCGAUCAAUAAGGACUUAACUUUGACACUUUUCCUGAUUUGUGGACACGGAGUGAGGAGCGUACUGUCAAGCCAAACGCUGGGAGCAGUGAGGACAUCUGCACCCGCUCGGCUUCCUCCCUCGACUUCUACCUACAAAAAGGAGUUAAACUCACUGUUCCAUCCAUUUUCAUUUAAAUUACUCAAAAGUAUAAAGAGAAACACUUCCAGUGAACAUUUGACAGAUUUAGUUUUAUUGGAGUCAAUAAUGUGAUUUACUGUAUCUGAUAUUAUCCCAAUCUAGUUCAUCAUAUGGGUGUUUAGCUUUGGGUAAAACUGGGUGGUGCCAUUUGAUAGUCGCCGUUCACUGGUGCUGUAAUACUGAACUAUAUUAAAGUUUUAUAUGUAAAAGUC